Orycteropus afer afer is the source of this 1428-nucleotide messenger RNA. RefSeq names its product mitogen-activated protein kinase 12 (gene MAPK12). NCBI's taxonomy places the organism in Eukaryota, Metazoa, Chordata, Mammalia, Tubulidentata, Orycteropodidae. The coding region runs from base 1 to 1428 and encodes 475 amino acids. The record is from RefSeq and is a predicted model, not a curated record. The transcript has 13 exons. Gene Ontology annotation, cellular component: cytoplasm; nucleus. Gene Ontology annotation, molecular function: MAP kinase activity; ATP binding. Gene Ontology annotation, biological process: intracellular signal transduction; protein phosphorylation.
AUGCAGGAGGGCCUCGCAGGGAGCUGGAGAGCCCCCUGGACUCACCCUUGCCCGGGGGACUGCCCUUCUGGGGGUUGGGGAGGAGUCUGGAAGUCUCGCUUGCUGCAUCCCCGGCCCUGCUUCCACGCGCUCGGUGCCAAGGAUGGGCCUCUCCUGGGCUCCGCUGGUGAUUGGACCUUUGCAGGGUGGGUCACGGGCUGGGCGCGGUGCAGCACGGAUGGCCAGCGCCUGGCGAAAGUCCCUGCAACGUACCGCGGCACCGUGGACAUCCGAGCCCCUUCGGGAGCCUCCCAGCUACGCAGCGGGGAGGCCAGGGCCCGGGCCAGGCAGCCGGCGGCGCGGCGCCCCGGAGUCGGCCAGUCUCCUGCCGGCUCCCUGCCUGCAUGCCUGGGGCGGCGGGCAGUGUGGGUCCGGAUCCGCCGGCGCGGCCUCACUCGCCCGCCUUCCAGCUCGGCCUACGACUCGAGGCUUCGCCAGAAGGUGGCAGUGAAGAAGCUGUCGCGCCCCUUCCAGUCGCUGAUCCACGCGCGGAGGACGUACCGCGAGCUGCGGCUGCUCAAGCACCUGAAGCACGAGAACGUGAUAGGGCUGCUUGAUGUGUUUACUCCUGAUGAGACCUUGGAUGAGUUUACAGACUUUUACCUGGUGAUGCCAUUUAUGGGCACUGACCUGGGCAAGCUCAUGAAGCAUGAACAGCUGAGCGAGGAUCGCAUCCAGUUCCUCACGUACCAGAUGCUGAAGGGGCUCAAGUACAUCCACGCUGCUGGCGUCAUCCACAGGGACCUGAAGCCUGGUAAUCUGGCAGUGAAUGAGGACUGUGAGCUGAAGAUCCUGGACUUUGGCCUGGCCAGGCAGGCAGACAGCGAGAUGACCGGGUAUGUGGUGACCCGAUGGUACCGGGCACCAGAGGUCAUCCUGAACUGGAUGCGCUACACGCAGACGGUCGAUAUUUGGUCAGUGGGCUGCAUCAUGGCCGAGAUGAUUACCGGGAAGAUCCUGUUUAAAGGCAAUGACCACUUGGACCAGCUGAAAGAGAUCAUGAAGGUGACGGGGACGCCCCCGGCCGAGUUUGUGCAGCGGCUGCAGAGUACCGACGCCAAGAACUACAUGAAGGGGCUCCCGCAGCUGGAGAAGAAGGACUUUGCUUCCAUCCUGACCAACGCCAGCCCCCAGGCCGUGAACCUCCUGGAGAAGAUGCUGGUGCUAGACGCCGAGCAGCGGGUGACGGCGGCCCAGGCGCUGGCGCACCCCUACUUUGAGGGCCUGCACGAGGCGGAGGACGAGCCCACAGCUCAGAAGUACGACGACUCCUUCGACGACGUGGACCGCACGCUGGACGAGUGGAGGCGCAUCACCUAUAAAGAGGUGCUCAGCUUCAAGCCUCCCCGGCAGCUGGGGUCCAGGGCGUCCAAGGAGACAGCUCUCUGA